AUGCCGUCGUCUUCCGUCACACUCUCGCUUCCCGCCGCGGCCGACGAGUCCGUGUUCAGCUCCGUCUCGAGCUUCUUCUCGUCGCUCUUGCCUACCGUCCACGCCGAGGAGGUAAGUUUUGGUAUACUGCCAGCAUCGACAGCAGCAUCGCCCCGCCCCCUUUCGGAAGAAGACGAGAUCGAAAUUCAAGCGCACAUCUACCGCGAUCUACCGCUGCCUCACUGCGUGGAGUCCUCGGAGGACGCCGAGUCCGAAGACAAGGAGGAGGCCGAGGAAGAAGAGGAGGAGGAGGAGGAGGAAGAGGAGGAGGACGAGCCCGAGGACCCUGCGCCUGCGAUUUACGAGGAGUGCGAGAAGUCCAAGGCAUGUGCUCCGCUCAAGCACCACUUUGACGAGUGCGCCAAGCGCGUCAACGAAGGCAAGGGCUUCGAGGGCGAAAACUGCAUCGAGGAGUUCUUCCACCUCUCGCACUGUGCGCAAGAGUGCACCGCACCCAAGCUCUUCGCCAAGCUCGUCUAG
Moesziomyces antarcticus is the source of this 519-nucleotide messenger RNA. RefSeq lists its product as uncharacterized. Gene Ontology annotation, biological process: mitochondrial electron transport, ubiquinol to cytochrome c. Lineage: Eukaryota; Fungi; Basidiomycota; Ustilaginomycetes; Ustilaginales; Ustilaginaceae. The record is from RefSeq and is a predicted model, not a curated record. The coding region runs from base 1 to 519 and encodes 172 amino acids. The transcript is spliced from 5 exons.